Messenger RNA from Penicillium concentricum, 1596 nucleotides. Its product is annotated as WDR46/Utp7 family protein. The transcript is spliced from 2 exons. NCBI's taxonomy places the organism in Eukaryota, Fungi, Ascomycota, Eurotiomycetes, Eurotiales, Aspergillaceae. The record is from RefSeq and is a predicted model, not a curated record. The coding region runs from base 1 to 1596 and encodes 531 amino acids. Gene Ontology annotation, molecular function: protein binding. Gene Ontology annotation, cellular component: small-subunit processome; nucleolus; 90S preribosome. Gene Ontology annotation, biological process: maturation of SSU-rRNA from tricistronic rRNA transcript (SSU-rRNA, 5.8S rRNA, LSU-rRNA).
AUGGCCGACUCAGCCUCCAACAUGGCUGUCGCCAAGGGCGAUCACGAAGCGAAGAUGAGACUCGCAGCAGCCGAGCAAACCUACGGACGAGGCAAAGGUGCCAAUGCGAAGAGUGCACGGGACAAGAAGUUGCGCGCAAAUAUCAAGAGGCAGGAAUUUAAGCAUAACCAGGCUAUUCUCCAAGCCAAGGAUGCAGAGAUUUUGCUCGAGCACUCGGAAGGUUUCCUUGAACCCGAAGGUGAACUCGAGAAGACAUACAAAGUUCGCCAAGAUGAGAUUCGGGACAGCGUCGGAAUCGAGACAGCAAAGAAGGGAUUCGAAUUGAAGCUUCCCGAUAUGGGUCCCUACCGCAUGGACUACUCACGGAACGGACGUGACCUGCUGCUGGCGGGACGGAAGGGACAUGUUGCGACGAUGGACUGGCGCGAGGGCAAAUUAGGCUGCGAGUUACAGUUGAACGAGACUGUGCGGGAUGCCCGCUGGCUGCAUAACAACCAGUUCUUCGCUGUGGCGCAGAAGAAGCACACUUAUAUCUACGACCACCAGGGAACUGAGAUUCAUUGUCUGAGCAAGCACCUGGAACCUCUUUUCUUGGAAUUCCUGCCAUAUCAUUUCCUCCUCGCAAGCGCUCAAAUGAGCGGUCACCUCAAAUACACAGAUACCUCAACCGGCCAGACCGUCGCUGAGCUAGCUACACGGUUGGGUAAACCCACCGCCCUCGCACAGAAUCCAUGGAAUGCCAUCCUCCAUGUCGGACACCAAAACGGUGCCGUAACCCUUUGGUCACCCAACUCUCAAACCCCUCUUGUAAAGGCACUCGUGCACCAGGGACCUGUCCGGUCACUGGCUAUGGAUCGCACAGGCCAUUACAUGGUCUCUACAGGCCAGGAUCAAAAGAUGAAUGUGUGGGAUAUCCGCAUGUACCGCGAGGUGCACUCAUACUCAUGCUACCAGCCCGGCGCAUCCGUGGCGAUCAGUGAUCGCGGCCUGACCGCAGUCGGCUGGGGCACGCAAAUGAGCGUAUGGCGUGGACUUUUCGACGCUGCGCAAGCCGACCAAGGCAAAGUGCAGAGCCCAUACAUGGCGUGGGGCGGAGACGGACAGCGCAUCGAGAAUGUGCGCUGGUGCCCAUACGAAGAUAUUCUUGGUGUAGGACAUGACCAAGGAUUUGCCAGCGUCCUCGUUCCCGGCGCCGGUGAACCUAACUUCGAUUCGCUGGAAGCCAACCCUUACGAGAACGUCCGACAGCGCCAGGAGCAAGAGGUUCACUCGCUGCUCACCAAGUUGCAGCCGGAUAUGAUCUCGCUCGACCCCAACAUCAUCGGAAAGCUCGAUACUAUCAACGACAAGAAGUAUCAGGAGCAGCGCAACCCGGACCACAAGCCCGAGGAUCACAUGGAGAAGAUCAAGAACCGCGGUCGUGGUCGCAACAGUGCUCUGCGCAAGUACCUCCGCAAGAAGGGUGGAAAGAACGUCAUCGACGAGAAGCGUGUCAAGGCCGAGACGUUGCGCAAGGAGUACGCUGCUCGCACAAAGGACAAGCUCAAGCAAGAACGUCAAGAACUUGGACCGGCUCUGUCUCGUUUCGCCAAAUGA